AUGUCUCUAUCGCCGGACUCUUCCUCCGCCGCCGCUGACUUACUCUGCCGCGAACACGCCACCGAGGUCACCUCGGACCACCAUCUUCCGCCCCCGGAUUCCGAUGAGGGCCCCAUCGCUGGCCUCUUCGACGCCGAGGCCCACCACAUGCCAGAGAAGGACUACCUCAGCCGCUGCCGCGACCGCUCCGUCGACGUCACCGCGCGCCUCGACGCCGUGAACUGGAUCUUGAAGGUCCACGCAUUCUACCAGUUUUCUCCGGUGACGGCGUUUCUCUCCGUCAACUAUCUCGACCGUUUCCUCUCUCUAUGUUCUCUUCCGCAAUCGAGUGGGUGGCCGUUUCAGCUGCUAUCAGUGGCAUGUUUGUCCCUCGCUGCUAAAAUGGAAGAGUCUCAUGUGCCGUUCUUACUGGACCUGCAAUUGUUCCAGCCCAAAUUCGUGUUUGAGCCCAAAACGAUUCAGAGAAUGGAGCUCUGGGUCAUGUCCAAUCUCAAAUGGAGACUUCGCUCCGUCACGCCCUUCGAUUAUCUUCACUAUUUUAUCUCUAAGCUCCCUUCUUCCUCUUCCUCCGAAUCCACUAAUCACUUUUUCUCCACCGCCUCCAGUCUCAUUCUCAGCACCACCCGUGGUAACCUUCUUCUACUCCAAACGACUACGUCGUUUUCAGAUGUGUUUAUCUCACAUCGUUUCGAUUGUGCAGUGAUCAACUUCUUGGGAUUCGCGCCCUCCACCGUGUCAGCCGCCGCCGUGCUUUGCUCGGCCGGCCGUGACAUUGCUUCGGCCAACGGUCAAUUGCCGCUGAGUUUUCAUGACAGAGUAAACAAGGAAAUGGUGAGACGCUGUCACCAACUAAUGGAGGAGUACGUGGUGGACACGUGUUCCGCAUCUAGCUCCAUCAUCAAAGCGAGAGUAGCCGAGCCGCCGCCACCUUCCAGCCCCGUCGGCGUGCUCGACGCUGCCACCUGUGGCAGCUGCGACACACCAUCCGAGAGAAAUUUCCCCGGCGCAACUGAGGAACACCAACAAGAAGCCGAGCCGCCAAAUAAACGGCCUCGAUCCUCUGCUCCGGAUCCGCCGCAGCGGGAGAAAGAGGUUGAUUACUUUCUGGCAUUGGGCUUGAAGGGACAUGGUAGAAAUUUGGUAAAUGGAAUUGGCGUGGUUGGGCCUAAUGGGCCAGCGGGGCUGAGCCACGUAUCCGACAAGUGGGUCCAUGGUUGGAUCUUGAAUCUUGAGGGAUAUUACGGUAAAUUGGUGUUGGGAAAGAAGCGUACAAUGUAG
Molecule: messenger RNA, 1278 nt
Organism: Sphenostylis stenocarpa
Lineage: Eukaryota; Viridiplantae; Streptophyta; Magnoliopsida; Fabales; Fabaceae
Source: the annotation of a GenBank genome assembly